Messenger RNA from Zerene cesonia (dogface butterfly), 2148 nucleotides. It is a transcript of the gene Hmg-s, whose product is annotated as hydroxymethylglutaryl-CoA synthase 1. Gene Ontology annotation, biological process: acetyl-CoA metabolic process. The record is from RefSeq and is a predicted model, not a curated record. The transcript has a single exon. Lineage: Eukaryota; Metazoa; Arthropoda; Insecta; Lepidoptera; Pieridae. Gene Ontology annotation, molecular function: hydroxymethylglutaryl-CoA synthase activity. Bases 394 to 1767 code for a protein of 457 amino acids.
UGUAUGUGGUGUGACAGCACCGGUUAGGAAUUCAUGUCAAAAAGUUCAUUACAAUCACAAACUAUAAUAAAGUAUUCCUUUAUAAAUAAAACAUUUACCAAUAUUUACGAAAAUUACGUCUUUCAUAUAAACGGUUCGCGCCACGUAAUUAUUAUUAUCGGUCACUCGUGUAAGAGUAAAAGAAAGUUAGGUUAGUGGUUCCGCAGUAGGUCAAUGGUAUGAUCAUCGCGUGCCGGUUACGUUGUGCCUGACGUCGGUACUAAGCGAGUAAAGCGAGCAUAGCGAGUCUGAUUCGAGACGUGUUCAGCGUUAGUAGUCCGCGACGUACAAAACAGUUAACUCUGAGAAUAUUCUGUGUUAAGUAUUCAUCAGUGUUUUAUUCACCUUAAUACGAUGGCUAGAGCUAAAGUAGAAAAUGUGGGCAUUCAUGCUAUGGAAAUAUAUUUCCCCUCGCAAUAUGUAGAUCAAGUGGAAUUAGAAAAAUUCGAUGAAGUGGCAGCUGGAAAAUAUACAAUUGGACUUGGACAAAGUAAAAUGAGCUUUUGCUCUGACAGGGAAGACAUCAACUCGAUUUGUCUGACUGUACUUCAUAGACUCAUUGAAAAAAAUAAUAUCAACCUCCAUGAUAUUGGCCGGCUUGAGGUUGGUACUGAGACUAUUAUUGAUAAAAGUAAAAGUGUAAAAACUUUCCUCAUGACAUUGUUUGCCAAAGAAGGAGCCACGGAUAUAGAAGGUAUUGACACUACUAAUGCUUGCUAUGGUGGCACAGCAGCUUUAUUCAAUGCUAUUAAUUGGGUCGAGUCUUCAUCAUGGGAUGGAAGAAAAGCCAUAGUUAUUGCUGGAGAUAUAGCUGUAUAUGGGAAAGGCCCAGCAAGGCCUACAGGAGGUGCUGGAGCAGUGGCAAUGCUCAUUGGACCAGAUGCACCUUUGGUCCUUGACUGCGGUGUUCGUGCUUCUUAUAUGUGCCACGCUUAUGAUUUCUACAAGCCAGAUCUAGCAUCAGAAUUUCCAUACGUUGAUGGUAAAUUAUCUAUUCAGUGUUAUCUAAGUGCAUUGGAUAAUUGCUACAACUUGUUCUGUAAAAAAAUGCGAACUGUAGAUCCUGAUUUUAAAGGUCUGCUAAGCUUGGAUGGUAUGCUAUUUCACACUCCAUACUGUAAAUUGGUCCAGAAAUCCCUUGCAAGAGUCAGUUUAAAUGAUUUUCUAAACACUCCUUUAGAAGAGAGGGAAAAACAGUUCCCAGGAUUGUCACAGUUCAACGAUCACAAAAGAGAAAAUACCUACUUUGAUAGAGAUGUAGAAAAAGCUUUUAUGACCUACAGUAAGGAUUUAUUUGAAACAAAAACGCAGCCCUCAUUACAUAUUGCUCGGAAUGUUGGCAAUAUGUACACCCCAUCCCUGUAUGGAGGUCUUGCAUCAUAUUUAGUAAGUAAAUCACCAGAACAGUUGAUUGGAAAGAAGUUUGCAUUAUUUUCUUAUGGUUCCGGAUUGGCUUCUACAAUGUAUUCAAUCAACAUCUGUAAGGACAUGAGUGCAGGGUCCAAAUUAGAAAAAUUAAUAAAUUCCCUUCAUGAAAGCUUGUCAUUAUUAGAUAAGAGGAUAAGUGUGGAACCAGAAAAGUUUUCAGAUAUUAUGCAAAUAAGAACAGAAAACUAUCACACAGCUCCCUACAAGCCGUCCGGACCCAUUGAUACUUUAUUCCCUGGAACAUAUUACCUAUUGCAAAUUGAUGAACAGAGAAGACGCACUUAUGAUAGAAAGCUUUGACUUGUUCACUUGGGGCAUUGAUAAUGAGUAUUUAUUGUUUUAGUUUUAUAGUUUAAUUAUGUCCUGAUCAUAGACAUUAACUGUUUAAAGUUUUUAUUUAUUUAUGUGAAACAAUGGCUUAUUAGUUAGUCAUAAAUGGUAGAUAUUUAAAUAAUGGGGAAUGAUUGCAAUGUGACUUUGAAUUGUUUGUCUAUAAUUUAUGUAAAUAAAUACACAGCAGCAUUAUCAAAUGUUGGUGAAUGUAUAAAAUAUAUACACGGGUUUAAAUGGAGGGUUCUUAUUAUUAUAUUUGGUGUAUUUGAAAUUAAUAUAAAAUAUUAUAUUUAAUAUAAAAUAUUAUAAUUGCUUUGGCUAUUUAUUACUACUCUUGAGUGUAAAAAA